Messenger RNA from Punctularia strigosozonata HHB-11173 SS5, 1167 nucleotides. RefSeq lists its product as uncharacterized. Lineage: Eukaryota; Fungi; Basidiomycota; Agaricomycetes; Corticiales; Punctulariaceae. The record is from RefSeq and is a predicted model, not a curated record. The transcript has 2 exons. Bases 1 to 1167 code for a protein of 388 amino acids.
AUGGAAUUAUCGCCGGAGGCAUAUCAGCUCAUUGCCAAGCACGUCGGCAACCGUCAAGACUUACACACGUUAUGCACCGUAUCCCGAGGCUUUCAGCGCGCCGCGGAGCGCGCGUUGUACAACACCUUACAUCUCAGCGAGCAGGGCGACACCAUCGCCCUCUGCACUCUUCUAUCUCGCCAGCCUCGUGUGGCAGGCUAUGUCAGGGCGCUCACUAUCGUCGCCUCGGACGAAGAAGGCAGCGAAGAAGACACGCAACCUCCUACCGAGGAAUAUUGGAACGCUGUCGCGACGGCGCUUCGCAACAUACCCUACACGCGCUAUCUGAACAUACAUCUAGAAAGCAGCGACGGCGAGUCCAAAACCUGGAUCUUGACCGGCUGCACAUUCCAGCUCGUCAGCUUUCACUGCGAUCUCACCUGGGACGAGUCACUCGUCGCGUUUCUCCGGACCCAGACGCGUCUAGCAGAUCUGUUCGUGGCCGACUUCAACAAGAAUAUACCCGAAAAUGUAUCGCUAUCAGUACUUCCGCCGGACCCUCCUUCUCCGUUCCCUCACCUGACCACCCUCGAAUGCACCUUCACGGAGGCCGCGUCCUUGCUCGUCCCUGGCCGCCCUUUAACCCGCCUCAAAACCUGCUUCUCGGCUUCGCGAGUUGAGGACAAGCGUGCCGAAUACACCGAGCUCAUCUCACGACUCAACCUCGGCUCCGCGCCACUGCUGGCGCUCGACAUCGCCGACGCGAAUUACACCGAGGCCUUCGUGAUGGAGCUCCUGACACUCACCGUCGCCGCCUCGCCGUGCUUCAACGAACUGCGCUAUUUCGGAACGUUGGUACUUCCCAUCGGCGGUCGCGAGCGCCUUCGAUUCUACGGGAUGCUUAUGCACCUACCGCACCUCAAAUGUGUCGAGUUCGAGGUGUCGGAGUGGCAGCCUGCGCCGACGUCCCGCGGUGCGCUGCGGGCGCUUGCAAGCGAGCUGAGGCUCUACUGCCCGUCGAUCGUAUGCGUCGUGUUCGUGUACGAUUUCGAGCGAUACGUGGUCAGGGCGCGGGACGGGAUGUGUGUGGUGGAUCAGGAUGCGUCCACGGAGAACUUGUGGAGGGAGAUGUGGCCGGCACGGUAUGCGAUCGCGUUAUCACCCUGGGUUAUGAAUGGACUCAUCUGA